AUGAAUCCCAGUACCAUAAAACAAAACAUCCAUUUAAAUAAAAAAAUUCCCAAAGUGUCCAACACCUCGUCAGAAUUCAAACUCGACACCGCGAAAACCAUCCUCUCAGCCGCCGGCUCCGCCGCGGCCACCGCCGUCCUGAUCCGAAGCGUCGCCCGCGACCUCCUCCCGCCGGAGUUCCAAGUGCACAUAUUUUCCGGCAUCCGCCGCCUCCUCUCCUCCUUCUCCAACCAGCUCACCAUGGUGAUCGACGAGUUCGACCGCCUGGACCCAAACGACAUCUACCAGUCCGCCCAGUCCUACCUCGGCCCGAAAAUCAGCCCCAACACCCGCCGCCUCAAGAUCAGCCGCCCCGAAAAGGAGAACCACUACAAAAUCACCAUGGAGAAGGACGGGGAAAUCGUCGACACGUACGCCGGCGUGAAAUUCAAGUGGGCGUGGAUUUGCAGGAAGACCGAGUCACUCUACAACCCACGCGGCAUGAAUUCCACCCUCAAAUUGGAGGUCCGCUCGUUCGAACUCACUUUCCACAGGCGGCACAAGGAUUUGGUCGUGAACUCAUAUUUGCCCCACAUCGCCGCCGAGGCCAAGAGGGAAAAGUACGAGAAACGGACGCUCAAGAUCCACACAAUCGACGGAGAGACGCUGAGUUACGCUGACGUCAACGACGUGUGGACGCCGGCGACUUUCGACCAUCCGGCAACAUUCGACACGCUGGCCAUCGAUCCGGAGCAGAAGGGGAUGAUUUUGCAGGAUCUGGAGAGGUUUCUAGGGCGGAGGGAGUUUUACCGGAACGUGGGCAAGGCGUGGAAAAGGGGGUAUUUGCUGUACGGGCCGCCGGGGACUGGGAAAUCGAGCCUGAUUGCUGCCAUAGCCAACUAUCUCAAGUUCGAUGUGUACGACUUGGAGCUGACGGAGGUGCACAAGAACUCAGAUCUGAGGAAGCUGAUGGUGGGGACGGCCAAUCGGUCGGUGCUGGUGGUGGAGGACAUCGACUGCACAAUCGAUUUGCAGAAGAAAUUGGCUAAAAGGGACGCGUCUAAGGAGCAUAAACACAACUCGAAAGACGAAAGCAAGGUGACACUAUCGAGUGUGCUCAACUAUGUCGACGGCUUGUGGUCGAGCUGUGGGGAUGAGCGGAUCAUAAUAUUCACGACCAAUCAUGUUGAGAGGCUCGACCCGGCCCUACUCCGACCUGGCCGGAUGGACGUGCACAUAAACCUCUCGUAUUGCACUCCGAGUGGAUUUCGGCUCCUGGCCUCCAAUUAUCUCGGGGUCAAAGAACACGUUAUGUUUGACGAAAUCGAGGAUUUGAUUCGAAAUGCGAAGACAACGCCAGCUGAGGUGGCCGAGGAGCUCCUCAAGGAUGACAAUGCCGAUGUUGCACUAAAAGGACUGAUUGAUUUCAUGCACAAGAAGAUCAAGAAAAAUGAGGAGAAAAAUGAGGAGGAUGAGAAGGUGAAAACAGAGUCAGGUGGCAAGAAAGAAAGUGAUGAGGAAAAUGGUGAAGUGGAGGAGACUCUGGAAAAGCUCUGA
Messenger RNA from Striga hermonthica, 1536 nucleotides. Lineage: Eukaryota; Viridiplantae; Streptophyta; Magnoliopsida; Lamiales; Orobanchaceae. The record is from the annotation of a GenBank genome assembly.